UGCAAUUAAAAGUUUUUAAAAUUCAAUGGAUUCUUACGUCUAUUUGUUGCCAAAAUAAUAAUAACAAUUAAUAAUAAUUGUUGUAUCAGUUUAUAUAUUCAAUUUACAAUCUACUAGACAUAGUUUGAUAAAUAAUUAUGAAAAUAAUUAGUAUCUUAAAUAAAUUAAUAUCGGUUUGUGUAUUAUUAUCAGUAGUAAAGUGUGGAAUGGCCAUAAAGUGCUAUCAAUGCAGCUCUGAUGAGGAUCCCAAAGGCGAAGACAAUUGUGGCGCUUAUCAACCCUUCGACCAAAACAAGAACAUUGCCGUCGAAUGCAUGGGAGAGGAAGCUCUCACUCCCGGGGCCGAGAGGUUUCAUUUGGGACGGCAGGUGGAGGACUGUUAUCAGACGCUGCGCUCAAGUCAGCGAAAGAGGUCAUUAAAGUAUCUCUUGGGGCUGUGAUUGGGGUUAUAAUGAUAAUGGCGUUUAUUGGGAGGAAUGUUAUUGCGCUGAAGAUUCAUGCAAUGGUUCCCAAAAUGUUGUCAUCUCAUUGUCCGCGUUUAUGAUUGUCUUUUUAUCGCUCGUAUUCACACUCUUUGGUCGCAUCUAUUCAUAAAACCGAAUGCGGUUUAACUUAUUAUAAGUUAUAACAGUAAAUGAAUCUCAACUAAAGAUCAAACAUUAUCUGACAAUAGUUUUCUAUCUUUUUAAUAUUUUUUGUAUAAACCUAUUUUACACAACUUUUAAUAAAUAAAU
Messenger RNA from Medioppia subpectinata, 734 nucleotides. The record is from the annotation of a GenBank genome assembly. Lineage: Eukaryota; Metazoa; Arthropoda; Arachnida; Sarcoptiformes; Oppiidae.